UUCCAGGAGAAAAAACCGAAGAAUCAAAUGCACAUUUCAAUGUUAACGAUUUUGUUUGCAUAAAAAACUUUGCAAUUUUGUGCGAUUUUUUUUUGCUUCUAGCAAUUGUGUUGAUCGAUUUAUUCGAGGCGAAGUGUACAAAAAUGGUGAUUUCUUGAUUCACAAAUCAAAGCGCCUAAAAUUUGCAAGAAGGUAGGGUUGCGACAGGACUAGAGAGUGGGGAGAGCGGUUUCGGUAAACGAGAGCGUGGAAUGGUUUUCCCGCGUCGUAGAUCGCACCCGCACUGGUCGCAGGUCGCAGUUGAGUUUCGAGUGGCGAAGUAAACGGGACGCACAAGUCUCGUUCCCUGUCAUAUAAUAAACGACAAAAGUAAUAAUAACAACGAGACUCGUCAGUCGCACCUCGCACCUUUCAAAAAUUCAGCAAAUGUGAAUAGUACAUUUAUUACUGAAAGUUGAAACGGUCGUGUGUGAAAUACACACGCCGAUAACCGUCCGAAAGUUCAUGACUCCGGUAAUUGAUAAUAAUUCGAUUUGUCGAACGGGCAUGACACUCACGACCUUUGCACGUUGCUUAAAGUUUUCACCAAGUAACGCUGUUAAAACGAACUAUAGUGAGAGAUAAUACAAGACCUGGUUUCGUGCUUCUUGUGCAUCGAUAACAUUUUUGUUAGUUUUUUUUUCAUCUCAGUGUGUAUAACGCGUACUCAAAGUGCGUUUGCAGGGGCGAUCGUCUGUGGUAACUCGAGGGAGAAGAAAAGUAAUGUGCCACGGAUUAUUGCAGCUAUAUAAGCUUAACCAAUUAAAAUGGUGAGCAAAUUGCCGCAGGAGUUCCGGAGGUAUCAGCGCAACAGGAAUCAGCUGCGCCACAUCUUCAAGGAAACUCAAAGAGUCUUGGAGGUUGUAACUCUCGAGAAUUUCUUUCCGGAAGAGAACAUUAUCGAGGAGUUGUUGCCGCCGCUGAAAGUUGAUCGUCUGAACUACAAUCUGUACAACAAUCCUGCGAUAGUGAUAUGCGGUCAAGACAACAAGUCAAAGGCUGCAUUAGUGAAUAAUCUGUUAUCGACGGAUAUAUUGCCAGUUUCCGACGGCUCAUGGCGUUGGAUAAAAUUCGGUUACGGUCACACGAACCACGUGAGCUUGACGCUUGGCCUUGAAUACGAAGUUUUGGAGAGGGUUCGAGCGAACGAGAAAUCAUGGAGCACAUUGCCGGUCGAGGAUCUUACGAGAUCUGAAAACGAAGAUAUUCAUUGUCCGAUGAUAUUGGAGGUGAAACUGGACAAGAGUUUGUUGAAGGACGGUGUACAAAUAUUUGUUUUGCCGGAUAUGGAUGCUGUGAGAUUAUUGUCGAAGGGAAAUCUGAACAUUUUGCCAAUUUUCCUUUACGCCCUGAGCGAGUAUCCUUUAUCGGAGGAAAACAUGGCUGAAUUACGCGAAAUGCGUGACAUUUAUCCGCACAAUCCAGUGAUGUUUGUGCCCUCGUUGAUCAACACAUCGCUCAACAGCUUCGAUGCGGCGUUGACGGAGUCGGAGCAGCACAGAAUGCAGAGUCAAUCGAGUGUUACGAAUCUCGAUUACACGAAGAAUCAGGCAGACACGACAGUCACGGAGAAAAACACUUCUCUGGGUUUAACUUGGCUGGAUCAACUCUCAGCACUGGGAUAUUUGAGAGUCGAUGACAGUCUCGAGGUCGAUCCAUCGAGUUGGAUGAUCGACGGACGCAGUUCGAACGCCAGCGAGCUCGUUGGCUCCUUCAAGAAAACCGAUCGAAUAUUGUACUUCGUUCGAUGCAGUCUACAAACUUAUCUCGUUAAUUCGAGCAACCUACUCAACGACGUGCACACGUUCAGCUUGAGGAAAUUCAUUUUAAGCGCUUUCGAUAUGGCACGGGAGAUACAAAUAACACCGAGGAGAAUACAGUACGCUCAGCAGAAGGAGAACGAAUUGUACGCGAGCUUGAUGGACGUCGUGAGCAAAAACCAAGAGGAAUUGACCGACCUUAUUCACAACAUAAUACAAGAAAUGAUCGACGAUCUGCAGUCGAACGACGUCGACACUUGCGAGUUCGCGACUUCCUUGUUAUCCGACAACGAAACACCUGAAUGGAACACAACGGUUCGUACAGCGACAGCAGAAGUUCAAAGAAUGGUGUUGGGCCACCUGAGCGAACGAGUGGCUUCCCAAAUAGUGCGUUCGGUGGAUUGCCUGCGUGAGACUUUCGUCGGUACGCUGGAGCGUUGUUUAUUGAGUCUGGAGAAAUCGUACGAGCAAGACGCGAGUCCACUGGCGAGUGACGCGUUGAAGCAGAUUUUGUCGGUCGCUUACAACGUCGAAUUGCACAAUUCUUCGCCGUCUUUGGUCCACUCGUUUGUCGAGAGAAUGAGGCAGAUAUUCAAGUACCUUCCGUUGCCGUGGUUGCCUACGCCGACUCUGGACGCAGCUUGGAGGAAACGGGUGACGAUCGAUGUGCUCAAUUCCCUGUCAGCUGCCAGGCUAGCGCGAAGUAUUUCGACGCAAUUUCGGGACAAGAUCAAAUCUGCCCACGACGCCUUUCAUUCGGCGUUAAGAUCCCUGGAGAAUCAUCACUCCGGUAAGCUCGAGAGAACCGAAGAGCAGCGAGUCGCUAUAAGGAAAAUCCACGCUCCUCGUCUCGCCAAAUUGGCCUUGGAGUCGACCUCGAUGAGCGAUCUCGUACGUUACGGUAUUCCGCAUCAGGGCAAGGAGAUCGGACGGGGCCAGUACGGAGUCGUUUUUUCCUGCGACGGUUGGGGCGGAGCGCCUGGUCCUUGCGCCGUCAAAUCGGUCGUUCCCCCCGACGAGAAACACUGGAACGAUCUCGCCAUGGAAUUUUAUUACACGAGAUCGAUACCGGACCAUAAAAGAAUCGUCAAAUUACGAGGUUCCGUAAUCGAUCACAGCUAUGGAGGCGGCUCCGGAAUCGGCGCUGCAGUUUUGUUGAUCACCGAUCGCAUGAGUCGCGAUCUUUACUGCGGCUUGCGCGCUGGUCUCGACUGGAUUGAAAGGAUACAAAUCGCCAUCGACGUUCUCGAGGGCAUUCGCUAUCUCCACUCCCUCGGACUCCUUCAUCGUGAUAUUAAACUCAAAAAUAUUCUUCUCGAUACUGAAAAUCGAGCGAAAUUAACCGAUCUCGGAUUUUGCAUUACCGAAGCUAUGAUGUCCGGAAGCGUCGUUGGUACACCCGUUCAUAUGGCUCCCGAAUUACUCACUGGUCAUUAUGACAGCACCGUCGAUGUUUAUGCCUUCGGAAUAUUGUUCUGGUACAUCUGCGCCGGACACGUUAGAAUGCCAUACGCUUUCGAACAAUUUAACAACAAGGAUCAGCUGUGGACGAGCGUCAAACGAGGCUUGAGACCAGAAAGGCUAGCCGUUUUUGACGACGAGUGCUGGAAACUUAUGGAACAAUGUUGGGCCGGUGACCCAUCGCGCCGUCCAUUGCUCGGUGCUAUACUUCCGGUGCUUGAGUGGGAGCGAGAAAAAGCUGAGAAGGCAAAGUCCCUGAGCGAACAUGACGAAUUCAAGCAGCAGGAAGCAACUUCAUCGAGGGAGAGCAACCCUCGAAGUCCGGCAUUAGCAUUAGCGGAGCCAAAUAACCAAAGAGGUGCUACGCCUAGUCCUUUUUUAAGGCGCAGACCUCACAGACAUCUUAAGCAUCCCGUCCUCCAUAUGAAUAAUAUUUAUCAAACCAGCGUAUGUUCCAAUCUCUACAUACAAAUGCGCGAAUUUUGAAGCCUGAGAAAAAAAAAAACAAGCGAGCGAAUCCAUGACAGAAUGCUGUUUUUCUAACAAUUUUGAAGCGUUCAAAAUUGUGUUUCUAGUUUUUCUUUAUUGUUAAGAUAAAAAGUGCUAUUAUAGAAAAAAAAAUGGAAAAUUCCAGUAUCGUGGUAUUUCUAUCAACAGUAUUAAGUCUCAAUUACUCAAAAAUCAUAAUUUGUUUAGUCACAUGAAUCAUUGUCAAAAAUGAAACACCAUCAAAGUUUAUCGAUCGAAGUAUUUGUAUGCAGAGAAGGAUGUUCAUUUUAAAAUAACCCUCGUUAAUUUUGUAUAUUCAAAGACAUUUGUAAAUUGUACAUUUUCUUUUUUACGUAUGUGCGGGUGAUGACUGACUGAAUGCACUUCAUUUAACGCUACUCGUGAACAUUGUCCCAAACUCGACAAUGAACCCAAGCUAAAUACUUUUAUAACCAUUUGUACGUUGAAUUUUAGCACGAAUUUAUAUUUUCUUGACUGUACGUUGAAAAAGGCUAUUUUUUAUAUUUAUUUACGAUUAUGACUAUUGAUACUAAUGCUUUUUUGUUGUUUUAAAUUAUUGCUCACGAAAACGUUGAUGUGCACGAGCGAAUUUUACUCUUGACUCUUCAAUUUAGCGAUUUUCAAACGCUUGGUCCAAACGACGUUGUCGAACACGCGAAAACGAAAUAUUGUAAAAUAAGAUGAAAAAAAAAGAAUUAUAUUAAUUAUAUGUCCGUGUUAAAAAGUUGUUUUUACAACUUUCGGCUACUUAUGUGAUAAACAACAAGAAAAAAAACAAAUCAAAAGAAAAAAAUGAAAUAAAUAUUUGUUCGUAUUUUUCGUA
Molecule: messenger RNA, 4593 nt
Organism: Venturia canescens
Lineage: Eukaryota; Metazoa; Arthropoda; Insecta; Hymenoptera; Ichneumonidae
Gene: Ripk5
Product: dual serine/threonine and tyrosine protein kinase-like
Exons: 4
Coding region: 807-3746 (979 amino acids)
Biological process (GO): positive regulation of fibroblast growth factor receptor signaling pathway; cellular response to fibroblast growth factor stimulus; protein phosphorylation
Cellular component (GO): cytoplasm
Molecular function (GO): ATP binding; protein kinase activity
Source: RefSeq, a predicted model, not a curated record